AUGAUGUCCCUCUCUGGCUCUGCCACUCCUACCGCCGGUGAGCCCGCCCCGGCCACCGUUGCCACCAACCCCACGAAUGGGUCUGCACUGCGCAUGUCCUUUGCCUCGCCGCUGGAUGCGCUCUCCUCGGCCGCCGAGCUCCUCAUCCACCAUCCCAACCUUUCGCCAUCGGCCACCACGCUUCUCUCGGCCAGCGAUAGCAUGGCAUCCCCCGGCCAAAGUACCCCCAGCGAUCUGGCCUCCCUCACCAAUGCCGGCUCCCUUGCGCCGGCGGCCCCGGCUCCGGCGCCGACCCGGUCCCCCUUGCCCGGGCUGAUGGUCUCGCCCAGUGCCCUGCUGGACAAGGCGGUGGCCGCGGCUGCCGCGGCGGCGGCCGCCUCCACCGCCACAGCAGCCGCCCCCACCGCCACCUCCCCUCCCCUCGGGUCUGGUCUCGGUGGCUUCUCCCUGGAGCCUGGGCUUUCGCGACUUCCCCGGUCCCAAUCGGCCCCCUAUCACACAUCCCUCAAGUCCAUGGCCACCGGAUCGCCAAGCUCGGCUACCGCCCCGUGGCAGCACCCACGCGCGGGCGACUCAUCGCAGGGCAUCUUCGCCGGGGUUGACCUGGCCAAGCAGUGCCUGCUGCUGGUGCAGCUCCUCCGGUCCCCGCAACUGGCCUCGCUGGAGCCGCUUCUCCUUGCCUCGGUGCCCGGGACCCCGGCCGAGACGGUCCGGCAGUUGUGCACCAGCGUGUCCCAGCAGUCUCGCGCACAGCGCAUUGAGAUCCUCACCAAGCUGCACUCCAUGCCGGUGGUCAUGGUGCUGAUUCUGCUGCAAGCCGACGAGUCGCUGCAGCUGGAGUCGCUGGCCGGCCUGUCGGCCGAGGCCCGCGGCGACAUCUUCCGCUUGCUCCUCUCGAUCCAGCAAUUCCAAGCCGACUCGGCGCCGCUGUCGCAAUCGGUGCCGCCGACGCAACCCCCGACGCAGGAGGCACAGCAGCAGCAGCAGCAGCAGCAGCAACCUAAUCUGUCCCACUCGCAGCCCCAGCAGUUGUCCACCCCCACGACGCUGGGGCCCAAUCCCAUGGAUUUGAGUCUGCCCGCGCCGGGUUGCGUUUCUCUCUCGGGAUCACUGUCGCCCCCAAUGGCCACGGUGGCUGGCGGGAAUGCCAGCGCUGGCCUGUCCAUCUACACCAGCACCACAGCCUCGCGCGAUGCGGCCCAGUCACUGGACUCCCUGUUUGCCAGUGCCACCCCGAGCGACACGCCGAUGGUCAACCCCCGGGUUGUCCUGGAGGCUGGUGGGGACAAGAAGCUUGCUGGCUUGCGAGCUUCGACCGGCGGGCCGAGCAGCCCGGCGACCAGUUCGGCGGCGGCCGCCGCCGCGGCAACCCUGUCCCCAACGACAGCGCGUGCCCGUCUGCCCAUGGCCGCCUACAAGUCGGCCGCCAACCAGGGCAAAAAGCGCAAGCCUUUCCCGCCCAUGGUGUCGGUGGACACCCGCCUGGCCAAUGCCUCGGCCGCGGCCGCUGGCCAGCAUGUUUUCUCGAUCAACCAGGAGGGGGAUCCCCAAUCGCCGGUUACCGGCGGCGGCGUCAUGUCCCCAUUGUCGGCUGGCGUGCCAUCGGUGCCGGCCAGCCUCCUGGCCAGUCUGUUUGACGCUCAGACAAGCGGGGCCUCUUCGCCAUCGGCAUCGGCAUCGGCAGCGGCAGCGGCGGCAUCGGCAGCGGCAGCGGCAGCGGCGGCGGCGGCCGCCGCCUACGCCCCCCGCUCGGCACCGCCUGCCCUUCUGAGUCCCUCCUCAGGAACCCUACUGGGCCAGCCAUUGACGUCGCAGCUGGCUGGCAAUGAGUCCGCAGUGGCCAGCCUCUCCCAGCAGCAUCUUCUUCUUGCCAGUCUGCUAAGCCAAGGGGCUUCCCUGGAGCAGAGCCACUCGGUGCUUGCCUCGCUGAUCCUUCACCAGCACCAGCAGCAGAAGCAGCAGCAGCAGCAGCAACAAUCGGCGGCAUCCGCAAUUCCCCUGUCCCCGGGGGCGGACUCCGGCUACAUGUCUCCCAUGUCAGGAUCCCUCGGGGGAGGCGCCGGCGCCGGUGGUUCGGCGCUGCUCUUCUCCUCAUCAACCUCGUCAGUUGGUGGCAUCCAGGCACUCAAUGCAGCUGGGACGACGGCCACGGCCCUGGACGGUGGCGGCAGCGCCGGCCUGCUUCCCUCGCUGUCGGCCCUUGGCUCGGGAUCACUCCUGCCCAACCUGAUGAUCCCCCAUUCGCCGCACACGCAGCCGCCUUCCCAGGCCGGCAGCCUGAUGGCCGGCUCGGGGGAUGCGCAAAUGGUUGGGCUAUUGCCUCGCCAUGGCGGUGCCGGCGGCGGCAGCAGCGGCAGCAGCAGCAGUGGGCCUGGCUCUGGGCUCGCAUUGCAUCCGCAUUUGCAGGGGAGUCCGCUGUUCGGCGUCGGGCCGCGGGCUCCCGCCUCGGCCGGGGGUUUCCCGCCGGCUUCGCCCCUGUCAGCGCCGCUCUUUUCCAGCACCGUGUCCACCUUUGGCGGCGAGCACCAUCUUGGCGGCGCGCGCGCUGGUUCGACCACCACCCCGGGCAUCGGCAGCCCUCUGGCCCUUGCCCACCUCCGGUCGGAACUUGGCGAUGACUUCGACCAACGCCUACGGCAGAUGCAUCUCCAUUCGCCGAUUGCCCCCACUUCCGGGAACAUUUUCUCCGCCACCAGUGGCGCGCUGACACCAACCCUGGGCUCUGGACCCUCAGGGACGCCCAAGGCGACGCACCCGCAUGCCCAGCCCGCCGCCGGGCUAGCCUUCAGCGCCGGCAUGGCGCCCGGAUCGGCCGGCUUGUUUUCCCCCGGGGCGCCGGUCAGUGCCGAGCUCGGGGGCAAUGUUGGCCUGUCCAGUGCUGGGCUUCUGGCCAGUGCCUUGAGCGCCGGUCUGCUGCCGGAGAAGUUGCCACUGGAUGCCCUCCUCGCGGCGGCUGCCAGCAACCAACAGACCUCCGACGGGCCAGCUGUCGCAGGCAAGCCCCUUCUCCACACGUCGCAGCUCUCACAAGCGCAGCCGCCAUCACAGCAGCAGCAGCAGCAGCAGCAGCAGCAGCAGCAGCAGCAGCAGCAGCAGCAACAGCAUCCGGGGUCUCCGGCUUCGCCCAGUGGCAGCCACACGACUGACGCCGGGACGGCUGCCGGUGGCCCUGGCAGUGUUCAGCUGGCUCAGGUCAUGCGGACGUAUACCGACCCGCUGCUGGCGGUGGAGGCACACUUUUCGCGGUCGCUUCAGCACCAGCAGCCGCAGGAACAGCGGAGCCCAUCCCCGCUGGCUGCGGCGAGUGUUUCCUCUCCGGCCUCGGCGUCGGCGGCGGUCGCCGACACCGGCGGGGCACACACCUCCGCCACUGCCGGGUUGGACUCCCUGGCCUCGGCGCUGGACUAUGGGGGCAGUGCCGCCAGCAUGUCCCCUCCAACUGCGUCCAUGUCUUCGGCCGACGACCAGGAGAUGCUGGCCUCUUCGGAGGAUGUGGACCUUGCCUGAAGGAUGGAGCGAGGGGGAGAGGAGGGGCAGGCGCGCCUCGCAUGCAUCGUGUCACUGGCGGAUGUGCACACAUCACACGCACAUCCCCGCACACAUACAUUGCAUGUUCCUUGCUUGUGUGGAGUGUGUGUGCGCGCGCGCGCGCGUUGCCUUGUCCUUGUGUAUCCCCGCCCCACGCGUGCCUUAUUCUCCUCUUCUGCCUCCAUCGCGCUCUUUCUUUCUCUCCCUCUCUUUCCUCCUUUCCUCGCUGCCGGCUGCCCUCCCUCCCAUCCUGCCCCAAUGUCGCGAAUAUACUCGCUUGUGCAUGGG
This is a messenger RNA of Fonticula alba, 3816 nucleotides long. RefSeq lists its product as hypothetical. Gene Ontology annotation, cellular component: brahma complex; nucleoplasm; SWI/SNF complex. The transcript has 2 exons. The coding region runs from base 1 to 3507 and encodes 1168 amino acids. Gene Ontology annotation, biological process: regulation of transcription by RNA polymerase II; chromatin remodeling; positive regulation of DNA-templated transcription. Lineage: Eukaryota; Rotosphaerida; Fonticulaceae. The record is from RefSeq and is a predicted model, not a curated record. Gene Ontology annotation, molecular function: nucleosome binding.